AUGAUCUCUGCAAUGGGGAGGGUAAAACCCCGCCGACACGUACGGCGAUACGUACCGUCCUCGAUUGAGGGAAGUGCAGUUGUUUACAUAACGACAAUUCGCAAGCGCACACACUGUGACCCGGUAACCCAGAUGCGGAACAGUUUAGCGACUCUACAUAUCGGUCUCAACCGCUGGUCCGGACCCCGGAGUAUCGCAGCGCGCGGGCCAUUCCCAGAUGCGUCGGUCGGGCUCCACGGGGAGAAACGUGCAGCGGCGCAAAAGGAAACAAAACAAAACAAAACAAAACAAACCACACAAAAGAAAAGUGACAAAACAAAACAAAACAACCUGCACAUCCUAAAGCAUCCUCUGCAGAAGCUGCUGUCGCAUUGUCGCAAGCACCCGGCCGCCCUUCCCGGCAGCAGACGAAACGACGGGGAAACACCCUGCUGGCAGCCUCAAGGGUAG
Morchella sextelata is the source of this 450-nucleotide messenger RNA. RefSeq lists its product as uncharacterized. The transcript is spliced from 4 exons. NCBI's taxonomy places the organism in Eukaryota, Fungi, Ascomycota, Pezizomycetes, Pezizales, Morchellaceae. The record is from RefSeq and is a predicted model, not a curated record. Bases 1 to 450 code for a protein of 149 amino acids.